UAACUGCCAUAACCCAGAGUGACCCCUACUAAUUCUGAUUAGUCUGCAAAACUCAAUGAUUCGAUUGAAGUUCAUUUGAAAAUUCCACACAUUUCCUACGCUCGUAGGCGAUAUGGUUUUUUUCGCAAGCAGAGAUCCUAUGACGUUAUUCCCACUUUCAUUUUCAGCUGGAGAAACAUGCGAUCACCCGAGUGAUCAUCCGAGCGAUGGAACGAUUCACUUUUCCGCUCUAUUCAUGAUAAUCUUUGAUCUGCCCACAAGAGUAAGACCAAGUGAGACCGUUGAAAAUAGACCAUACUUUUUGUUGUCACUCUCGUUGCUUGGCGACCAUGACCAACCGUGAAGAGCACUAUUGAUUUUCCAUACGGAUUGUUUCCUGAUAACACACUGUGUGGCAAUUCUUUGGUGUGCAGUGUUUGGAAAAAAACAGAGAUUCCGCGAGAUGAAAGGAACAGUUAAGCCGGUGUUCUCUUUCAAUCUCAGUCACAAGACAGUGGAGAAGAAAGUGUGCAUUGGGAAGUACGAUGGAACUCACUCUUGCCUCACGGCUGUAACCAACACUGAUAAGAUUGUUAUCCAUAGUCCUCACAGACGAUCUGGCAUUGCCAACAGUCGAGUUUCCUGGUCGAAUGUUCAUCAUGACAUCGCAACCCUGACCCUGAGUCAGCAAAUCACAGCGAUUCAUUGUGGGAAAUUGAAUCUCAAUGAUGAAAAAGAGAUUCUGGUUAUCGGCAGUCCUACUCACAUCUUAGCCUACAAUAUUGAAGAGAACAUGGAUUUGUUCUACAAAGAAAUCCCCGAAGGAGUUCAGGCGCUCUGUAUUGGGACUUUAGGAACGAUUUCCGUGCCUGUUGUGGUCACAGCUGGUCAAGGAGGAGUCAGGGCAUUCGAUAGUACAGGUACAGAGCAGCUCUGGCUCAUCACCGGUUGCAAUUGCCUCACUUUAGUGCUCUUCGACGUGGACAAAGAUGGCCACAACGAGAUCCUAAUAGGUUCACAGGACUCAAUGAUAAAGAUUUACAAGCACGAUGCUCUUCUCUUUGAGUUCACCGAGAACGGGAUGAUCGUGGAAUUGAUGAAUUUAUUUCCAGGACCCGGACACUUUGCUUACGCUUGUGACAAUGGAACUGUUGGUGUUUAUGAGAAAAACCUCCGAUUAUGGAGGAUUAAGUCGAAACAUCGACCAACUUCCGUAAUUGAUUAUGAUUUCCUCGGCAUGGGCAACAGUCAGAUUUUGACUGGUUGGGACAAUGGCAAGAUGGACAUUAGAGACAUUUCUACAGGUGGAGUGCUCUUCAAAAUCUACCUCUCUGUGGGCAUAACGAAGCUCUUGAAGGGUGACUAUCGAGGAAUUGGAAAGACCGAUCUCAUCUGCUGCACUCUGGAUGGUGAGGUUCGUGGCUACACAACGUCCAAGAUCAACAUUGCAGCUAUUAACGUGAUGGAGCAGGAACAGAUCACCGAACUUUUCAACGUUAAGCACGCUCUCAUGCUGGAAUUGCAGCACUAUGAGAGCAAUCUCAAGUACAACAUGUCGUCAAAGAAUCAACAGCCCGAGGAGUUCAGCGAAACUCCAUCAGACAUCGGAAUCAUCCCGGCCAACACUCGCUUGCAAAUAGGCAUUGCAACGGACAUUGAGAAUAAAUCAUCACCGUCCAUUGAAAUAUCAAUUUGCACAAACAACUCCACAAUUAUUCGGGCUGUGAUUAUCUUCGCCGAAGGUCUCUUUACUGGUGAAACACUCAUUGUUCACCCACACAAAGUCAACGCAUCCAAGCUUUCAAUUCCGGUGAAAGCGCCCAAGGACAUACAAUUUGAUGUCCACAUAAAGGCAUUAAUUGGCUUCGCCAACAGUCAACAAUUUCAUGUAUUUGAACUGACUCGACAAUUACCAAAGUUCUCAAUGUACGCUCUGCCCAAAACCGUCACGGGAUCGCCAAAGUCCACAGAAUACAUCUCGUCACUCGCGAGACACUCUCCGAGUGGUGAGAAUUGCGUGGAAUUCAGGAUUGAUGAGAGAAUUCAACGGAUUUGCAUCUGGAUCAAUCAGAAUUUCCUCCUGCCAGCAGAUAUUGAGGCAAAUCCUCACAGUUCUGGCAAGGAUGCUCGCGGCGGAAGCUUGAAAUUGCACCUCAUCGCACUCAGAAAGCUCUCAGACAUCUGCAUGGAGUUCAAUGAGAACGGGAGUGUGAUUCUGCACACGGCAGAAAUGGAAUUGGCGGGAAAUUUCAUAAAAUCUCUCACAGAUUUUCUCGAUAUUGAUAACUUGAAGACAACUGCAAAGUUCCCACAUGUUACGAAGCAGCUGAAGGAGCUUUUUGCAAAGCUCAACGGUCUCCAAGAAACUCAACAUAAGCUCCUCGUGGAGCAAAAUGAGAAAAUAGCAGCAAUUAAGAAUGUAUCGGUGCGUCUCUCAGAUGCUCGCAUUCACGAUCAUAAACUAAUGCUAAAGUACAGCAAUGACUUGAUGACACUGCACGAAGAUCUCUUGACGAACUUUGUGAUUCGCCACAAAAAUGCCAAUGAAUUACAGUUGGCCAUCAGGACCAUCAAUGAACUCCUGCAGAAUGGGGCGAAGCUGAGAAUUGGUAAAUCCGCCGCUCAGGUCAUGAAACACUUCAAAGAGGCAGUGAAGAACAACAAUACCGAAACAAUUGUGAAGCUCUUUGAGACUGGAGACAUUUAGGCAUGCAAGAUAUUCUGGGAAUUGGCGAAUAGAGACACUGGAUAUGACUGCCUUUUUCUCAGCUCACUUCCGACCUUUCCCUUCGACCUC
Messenger RNA from Phlebotomus argentipes, 2776 nucleotides. RefSeq names its product Bardet-Biedl syndrome 2 protein-like. The record is from RefSeq and is a predicted model, not a curated record. Gene Ontology annotation, molecular function: protein binding. NCBI's taxonomy places the organism in Eukaryota, Metazoa, Arthropoda, Insecta, Diptera, Psychodidae. Gene Ontology annotation, biological process: non-motile cilium assembly. The coding region runs from base 443 to 2686 and encodes 747 amino acids. Gene Ontology annotation, cellular component: membrane; neuron projection; motile cilium. The transcript is spliced from 13 exons.